Messenger RNA from Chaetomium globosum CBS 148.51, 8742 nucleotides. RefSeq lists its product as uncharacterized. Gene Ontology annotation, biological process: nucleoside metabolic process. Bases 1 to 8742 code for a protein of 2913 amino acids. Lineage: Eukaryota; Fungi; Ascomycota; Sordariomycetes; Sordariales; Chaetomiaceae. Gene Ontology annotation, molecular function: nucleic acid binding; zinc ion binding; protein binding. The transcript is spliced from 5 exons. The record is from RefSeq and is a predicted model, not a curated record.
AUGUCGUGCUCAUCUUCGCUGCGCCAUCAGAGCAGGCCAGCCUUACCAUGGACAAAGUCCAUCCGACCAAUCGUGGCGGAGUAUCUGGAUUUCAGCUACCAGGCUGAGUCUGUCUUGCUUAUGACUUCGGAAGGACAAUAUCCCCACGGGUUCGAGCGAAAGAGCAGUCCGCAGAACAGCCUGAGCGCCCCCGUCAAAGAGAAUGCAAGCGUCCUCUCUCACCUGAGCAUGGAGUUUGGGAGAGAGAGGUUGCGGGAGAGGACGGCGACUUUCCUGAAGGCGAUACAGGUACACCACACAAAGUUUGCGUUUCCCGAUCCGGCGUCCGACAGGCUAUUCCAGUCUCACUACCGCCACAUACACCAUAUCGAAAACGACUGUAAAUGUCAGCCGCACGACGAGGACUCGGACCAGGUGUGUAAGGAGGCUAUGGAAAGCGCUUGCGACAAGCUGGGAUGUGAUGACAGCUACUUGAUCGAGAGGGAGCGGGUCGCGGCACGACUGGAAGCUGCUGCUUCUGGCGCGGAGCCAGACGAUGAUGUGUUUCAGCCGGCCAUUUAUGUUGGCGAGGUUGCUACAGGCGACACAGUCAUGAAGUCGGGGGUUGGGCGGGAUACCAUCGCCAAGCGGGAGAAUGUCAUCGCCUUUGAGAUGGAGGCAGCCGGCAUUUGGGAGCAGGUGCCCUGUCUUGUUGUCAAGGCAGUGUGUGACUACGCCGACAGUCACAAAAACAAGAGCUGGCAAACCUAUGCAGCCGCAACAGCGGCUGCGGCGGCGAAGGGUAUUGCCAUGCUGCAUACGCCAACGGACAAGGCGAUACGCAGGGCUAUAGAUACCUCCCGGCCUAAGUCCAUCUUGCCCUUCAUGCCGGAUCCACACUUUGUUGGGGGGUCGGACAUCUUCACGUGGCUGAGCGAUAUGUCACGGCGAGGGGGAGAACGGGUGGCCUUGGUUGGCCUUGGGGGUAUCGGGAAGUCCCAGCUCGCCAUCCAAUUUGCCCACGCGAUCCGCAACAAGUCUCAUGUUUUCUGGGUCAACGCAAGCACGUGGAAGACACUCGAGUCAUCGUGCCAUGAUAUCGCCGAGAGACUGGGUCUCACCACGUCCGGCUGGGGGAAGUUGACCACUGACACCCUUCGCAAGAUCGGAAACUGGCUCGGCCGCGAGGAAAAUGGCCGGUGGACCGUUAUUCUGGACAACUUUGACGAUGCCUCGAUCCUCCCCGCCGACGACCCACACCUGACGCAACUGCUGCCACAAACGAGCCACGGCUUUGUUCUCAUAACGUCCCGCACCUCGACGGCCGCUGAUAAGCUGACCGGGAGCUCCUUUGAGAACCUGCGCCAGGUGCCUCCUAUGGGCGAGGAGGAGGCCCUGGAGCUCUUCCAAAGCAAAAUCUCCAACAGGAACGCCUUUGUAGAGAGGGAGGCCCGGGAGCUUGUCAACCUGCUCGGCUGUGUACCCUUGGCCAUCUCCCAGGCCACAGCCCACAUCAACCGCCCCGCCGCUCGGAUAUCGGUCGGGGGCUACGCCGACACGUUGCGCGGCGGGGAUGUGCAAAAGAGCAUGAAGCUGCUAAGCUCCGAGUACCAAGAGCGCCGGCGCUACGCAGGGGCAUCCAACGCCAUCCUGACCACGUGGAUGGCGACGCUGGACAAGAUCCAGCGCGAGCAGCCCCGGGCAACCGAGCUCUUAUCGCUGAUGAGCUUCUUCGACCCCCGAUCCAUCCCGGUGCGGUUUCUCAAGAGCGCAUACAACUAUAACGCUCGAAGUCUGCCGGCGGCAAAGUACAGCGACGCGUUGUCCCUGACGAGGGUAAAAGCAAAGAGCUGGGAAGUGUGGCACAAGGGCACCAACCACUGGAACAUGGUUCCCGACUACAACUCGCGCCUGUGGGCUGAGUGGGUCAAGAUGGAGCCUGGCGCCAAAUACCACGGGAAGUUUCAGUUGCCACUAGGCGCGUUCGCAGUGGCAGCGGAGAACAAGCGGCUGGCCAAAGUCGAGGCCAAAGGCAUCGUGUUUCCCUUCACCUUACUUGGCCACGCACAAACAUACAACGACGACGACAGCGACAGCGCCAAUGACACUACCGACGCUAGCACGGACGAGAAACUAGCAACGGAUCUUGAGACCUUGAUGGGCUACUCUUUAGUGACUCCGAGCACCGUCGAGGGCGUGCUCAAGAUGCACCCCCUGGUGCGGACCUGCACCCACAUGUGGCUGACGCGGGCUGGCCAAUUAACCCAGUGGAAGAAGCGCUCUAUGCUCGCCAUGACCGUCUGCCGGGAGGGCCCCGACAGCAGCCUCGGCAUCCACAUCGAGCCGCUCCUUAAGGAUGAGCCCGGGCCCGACGACGCAUUUGGGGCGCACGUCUGGGUGAUACUCGCCGACCGUAUGUGGCGCGCCAAGGCCGGCAGCGUUGACGCCGACGGGAAGCUGCUCGACCGAAUGAUCGCCGUGGCCGACAAGGCGAUGGGACCUCACCACAGCGUGACGCUUAGGUGCCUGGCAAACAGGGCGGAGUAUUUGUAUGAGCAGGAGAAGUACGAUGAGGCGACGACUUUGUGCGAAGACAUAUGCGAACGGGCCGCCAAAGUCUCAUAUGUUGGCUUGGACGCCGUCUACCGCAGCAUGUCGGUCCACGCAUUGGUGCUUCAGAAACGAGGACGCUUUGCCGAGGGCGAGAAGGAGAUCCGAACCAUGAUGGAGCAAAUAAACAAGGUAUAUGUUGAGGGAGACGACAGAACACUCGGGUACUUGGUUCGCCACGUAAAUGCCAUGAUGCAGGCCGACAUGUUCCAGGAGGCUGGCGACCUCGCCGUCAAGUUAAUCCGAGAGUACUGGGUCAACAAAAACGGAAAUGGCCCCAUCCGCACCGCCAUCCGCGUCAUGGGCAGCGAGAUGUCGUCGGGGGUACGAGGCAAAAAAGGAGAAGAAGUCGACGAGUUGCUCCGCCGAAUCGUCGAAGCGGUUGAAAGCGUCCCCGAGACUUGCCGCGUGUUCCCAGACUAUGCGUGUGAUCCGUUUCAUAUAACUCGCUUCAGAUGGCUUCGCGGCCAGGGCAGAGAAGAGGAAGGACAGGCCGCCCUGGAUAGGGGCAUGGAGCUAAUUGCCAACGAGAUACCUCUUCCAAGCCUAGAGCCUCCAGGACUCGCCGAGGAUUUUCUGGAGGCACGAGAUCAGGACGAGGAAACACGGCAGAGCAUGCUGCGGGAGGUCAUCAAAAACCUCGAUAGCAGGUCCGGGGAGGCGUUUUACGAGAGCAUAGCCAACCUCGUGCGGCGCUUGUACAUGCAGGACCGCACCCACGAAGGCACAAUGCUACUUGACGCCGCAAUCGGCCGCAUCGAGGUGUCGCGCGGCCCGGAAGCCAAGGAGGUGAAGCGGCUCACCGAGACAAAGGAAGACCUGCAGAGUUGGCAAGAGUUCAGGGAAAAAAGCAUUUGCUGCUUAAGGGGCGGGGCCAGGGCUCUGCACAUGUACACAGAAGAAGCCUAUGAGAAGGAUAGAAGAGUAGAAGAGCAAGCUCCGACUGACUGGCACCCCGGGGGCAAAAAAAGCCAAACUCCAAGUGUGGGUGCCGACUGCUUAGGUCCUUUGCGAGUUGGUGGAACGAGCAUUCGAAAAAUAAGGGAGAGGUUCAUCGGCGAGAGGCGAUCGAGACCAGGAAGCUUUUGUGAAAGUCGGGCGGCACUGCCGAGGGACUGCAAGAUGGCGGCGGAGGCGCAGCCCCAAAUCGUGGUCGAGGUGGCCGACCAACCACCUUCGCCGAGACGACCGAGCCGCGCGUUGAAACCGAGCGCGAAAGCUCGCGAAGCCAUGCAAUCGCUCGAGGACGUGGCUACCACGUCGAGGAGAGCGGCGAGCGAGACCACGCGGGCGGUUACGACGCGAGGAGCACGCGCGUCUGGGAUUUUAUAUGGAGCCAACAGCCGGAUCGAGACGGGGAAGUCAGGUAUACAGAUGCUCCUGGAGGCGAUCAACGAACAACGAGACGAAAUGUACCGAAUGAUUACCGAGCAGCGAAACACGAUUGGCGAACUACGCGAGGUGAUUUGCAAGCAGCACGACGCGAUUCAAGAACUACAUCGCCAACUUGCAGACACCAGGACCCAGCUUUCUGAAGAACUGAGACAAGCGCGGGAUCAGAUUGAUACCCUUCAACGCCACCCGGUAGCCAUGGCUUCGUCCCAACCAAGCGCAAGAGGGUCAUACGCCGAAGUCGCUCGCACCCCACCAUCAAGCCAGCCAAGCGGUGUGCGCACCCUCUCCUCGCGAAACACGACGCCUUCAUCCUUUACCGACACGUUGUUCUGUACGAUCGAUACAUCUAGGGUGGAGGAGAAAGAGAAGGGAAACGUCCAGGUGGCGGACAUUAGAAAGGCAAUCGAGACAGAGGCCAGGGCACAGGAAAGCAUGGGAGACUGGCGUUGCGCUGCGGUUGUGAAGGAGGCCCGAAACCCGGACCGAGUCAGAGUAAUUUGCAGGGACGAAGGCGAGGUCCAGCUCGUCAAGGAAGCGGCAGUGAAGAUCAGUGUUCCUGGAGUGCGGGUAUUGAGAGACCAGUUGUACCCGGUGAGGGUAGACAAUGCCAACCGAACAGCGGUCCUCGAUGCGGACGGAAACAUCCUGCCGGGAGCCGCAGAGGCGCUAGGGACAGAGAACGACGUCAACAUUGCGAAGAUUGCCUGGCUCAGCAGGAAGGAUACAAGCAAGGCCUACGGCUCGAUGGUUGUCUACGUGACGAAGGGCAGCGAAGCAAGGCGACUUCUAGACGGGCGUUACUUCCAUCUCGCCGGAGAAUCCGCUUACACGACCGUUUUCGCGCCCCGGGAAGGCCCAAUCCAGUGCUACAGAUGCCAGGAGAUCGGCCAUAAGGCCUUCGCCUGCAAAAAGCCGCAAAGAUGCGGAAGGUGUGCGGAACAGGGUCACCACCACAAGACGUGUCAGUCCGUGGUCCUGAAGUGCGUGCUAUGCAGAGGACCACACGAGUCAUUUAGCAAGAACUGUCGGCAGAGUCUGCUAAACGACGAGGGACUCAAGGACUUCGCAGUGCUGGCCAUCUCCGAACCAUAUGCCAGGCUGAUCGAAGGCUCGGUGACGACGGUCCCAAUGAGUCAUCACAACUGGACGAAGCUUAUACCAACGACAAGACGAGAAACCACGUGGCCAAUUCGGAGCAUGCUAUGGGUACGAAGCGAUAUAGAGGUCGAGCAAAUUCCAGUGCCGUCGGCAGACCUCACCGCAGCACGCAUUCGGCUCCCAGAUCGGGCAGUGCUGAUGGUGUCAGUGUAUGUGGAGGGUGGUAGUGACGAAGCACUGGAAGAUGCAAUGAGGGAAAUUGACCGACUGAUUAGGAGGUUUCGAAACGGAACAGGGACGAGAACGGAUAUCAUCCUGGCGGGCGAUUUCAACCGCCACGACCAGCUUUGGGGAGGGGACGAUGUCUCACCACGGAGACAAGGCGAGGGAGACCGCAUCAUCAACCUCAUGGACGAACACUCCCUCUGCAGCCUCCUCCCAAGAGGCACGAAGACGUGGCAGUCAGGCGACAUUGAGAGCACAAUCGACCUGGUACUGGCCUCUGCAGAACUAGCAGACCAACUACUCAGAUGCACGAUUCACCCCUGCGACCAUGGCUCAGACCACAGAGCAAUCGAGACAGCUUUUGACACCACGGUGGAGGACCGUCCCAGUGAGACGAGGUUCCUCUUCAAGAACGCGCCCUGGGCGGAAAUUAGGACUAGGGUGGCAGCAAACCUCGAACGCAUCCCCUGGGACGGCAAUGUCCAGCAGCAGACGGACAGGCUCAUGGCAGCGGUAACCGAGGCGGUCUACGGCCUGACACCUAAAGCCAAGCCCUCACCAUACGCCAAGCGGUGGUGGACAACAGACCUGACACGGCUUCGCCAGACAUACACGUUUUGGAGAAACCAGGGGAGAUCUCGACGUAGGAUUGGGCAAACAGCACCAGAGCUCGAACAACGAGCCAGGAUGGCAGCCAAAGAGUACCACGACGCCAUCCGCAGACAGAAGAGUUCGCAUUGGAACGACUUCCUGGCCGAUGACGCUAACAUCUGGCAAGCAACGAAGUAUCUGCAAACCGGCAGCGGCACGAUGGGCGAUAAGAUACCCCCGCUCGUCCGACCCGAUGGCUCCAUCACGGAGGGUAAAGCAGAACAAGCGCAGGAGUUACUCACCGCCUUCUUCCCACCUUUGCCAGCGAGAAUCGAAGACGAGGGCCAACGACCUCAACGGGCGCCGGUACACAUGCCAGACCUAACAAUGGAGGAGAUAGAACAAAAGGUCCUGUCCGCUAAGCCAUGGAAGGCGCCCGGGGAAGACGGUCUACCGGCAAUGGUAUGGAGACAGCUCUGGCCAGUGGUCAAAGACAGGGUGCUCCAUUUAUUCCGGACGUCGCUUCGAGACGGCGACAUCCCCAGCCAGUGGAGGAAUGCCAAGAUCAUCCCAUUGAAGAAGCCAGGGAAGAGCGAAUACACUCUAGCCAAGUCCUGGAGACCCAUCUCGCUGCUCUCCACGCUAGGGAAGAUACUGGAGGCAGUCAUUGCGGAGCGUUUAUCCCAUGCUGUGGAGACCUGCGGCCUUCUACCCGCCAACCACUUCGGAGCCAGGAAGAGACGCUCGACCGAACAGGCUCUCCUUCUGCUUCAGGAACACAUCUACAAAGCAUGGAGAGCUAGGAAAGUGCUCAGUCUGAUCAGCUUCGAUGUCAAGGGCGCAUACAAUGGGGUCUUCAAAGACAGGCUUCUCCAGAGGCUCAAGGCAAGAGGGAUACCUGAAUCCCUGGUCAAGUGGAUCGACGCCUUCUGCUCCAAGCGCACAGCGACCAUUGCCGUAAACGGGUUCACAUCUGGACGGCAAGAGCUGCCCCAAGCGGGUCUUCCGCAAGGAUCGCCGCUGUCUCCAGUGUUAUUCCUCUUCUUCAACGCCGACCUAGUGCAGCACAAGAUUGACGCAAACGGAGGCGCAAUUGCCUUCGUGGACGACUACACUGCCUGGGUAACGGGCCCGUCAGCGGAGUCGAACCGCACUGGAAUCCAAGCUAUCAUCGACAAAGCCCUUGACUGGGAGAAACGGAGCGGUGCGCAGUUUGAAGGCGAAAAGACAGCCAUCAUACACUUCACGAGGAACAUGGAGCGAUUUUCAGAACAACCGUUCUCGGUCAAAGGCGAAGUGGUCAAACCGAAGGAAAGUGCGAAAAUCCUAGGUGUCGUGAUGGAUCGCGAACUCCGCUACAAGCAGCACAUUGCUAGGACGGCAGCUAAGGGCCUCGCAGCCGCUCUGGCCCUGAAGAGGCUGAAGAUGCUUUCCCCGCGGACAGCGAGACAGCUAUUUGUUGCGACAGUAGCCCCGGUCAUGGACUACGCUGCCAAUGUCUGGAUGCAUGCGUGCGGGGAAAAAGCACUGAGCUGGCUGAACAGGGCGCAGAAGAUCGGGGCCCUGGCCAUCACGGGAGCCUUUCGAACCGCGGCAACAGCCGUGGUGGAAGCUGAAGCGAGCAUCUACCCCGUACGAGAACGACACGCCCAGGCGGCAGCAAGUCUGUGGAUCAACAUCCACACGCUGCCCGGAACGCAUCCCCUUGCCAUGAAGAAAGUCCGGACCACCGUACGAUUCGUAUCUCCGCUGCAGAAAAUUGCCCGCGUGGCCGAAGGAGUACGAGUUGACCGGAUGGAGACAAUCCAGGAAUACGCCGUCCCGCCCUGGGUACCUCGCCUACGACCGACGCUCGAAGCCGAUCGAGGGAAGGCGGCCGAGAUGGUCAACAAAAUCUCGGGAAUCGUGAUCGCAACCAGCUCAUCCGUAAAGAAGGGCAUUGUUGGCAUGGGCGGCCUUGCACGGGAUACUCUCUUCAACAGAACUAGCGAGACUGUGACAAACUAUGCUGUUGUUCUUGGGACAAGGGAAGAGCAGAACCCAUAUACAGCAGAGCUAGCAGCCAUCGCAAUGGCCCUGGAGAAGUUACCGGCUAGCAUCUGCCACAGGCGCAUCACCGUGAUCACUAGGAACCAGUCAGCGCUGGCAGCAGUUGGACAGCCGCGGCAGCAAUCCGGCCAAAGCAUCAUACGGCAAAUUUACGACUUGGCCAGGCUGCACCGACAAAGAGGGAACUCGGUCAACUUUCUGUGGAUACCAGCGGAGAUUGACUUCGCGCUGGGGUCAGAUGCCAAGGCAGCAGCCCAGAGAGCGUCGAAGCAAGGACGCACACCCGACUCCCAAAUACCCCAGGCCAAGUCUACCGCGAUGAGGCUGGCAAUGGAAAGACAACGGGCGACAAGAGUUCUACCUGUAGGCGUGGGCAAGUUCUCAAAGGCCAUGGACGCAGCACUACCAGGCAAGCACACGCGCGAUCUCUAUGACAAGCUGAAGCGAAGGGAGGCCUGCGUAUUGGCGCAGCUCCGAACCGGAAUGGCGAGACUGAACGGUUUUUUGAGCAGGAUUGGGGCGGUCGAGUCAGACCUUUGUGCCUGUGGACAAGCGAGGGAAUCAGUGGAACACUUUCUUUUCCGAUGCGUGAGAUGGACAGCUCUGAGGGAAGACAUGCUGCAAUGCACAGUGGCAAGACGAGGAAGCCUCUCGUUCUAUCUGGGAGGGAAAGCGCCAUCAGAUACAAGGCAUUGGUCACCAGAUAUGAAGGCAGUCCGGGCGACGAUCAAAUACGCAAUGGCAACAGGAAGGCUGGAGCUGAAUGAAGAGGAGAGUCUAAACCAGUCACAGUAG